CCUCCGCCCGGUAUAAAAGCGCCGCCGCAGUCGGGCCUGAACGCCGCCACCGCCGCCGCCUCCUCACGGUCUGUCCGCGAAGCCAUCCCCGCCUCACGAUGCCUUCAAUUAAACUGCAGAGUUCAGAUGGAGAAAUCUUCGAAGUUGAUGUGGAAAUUGCAAAACAGUCUGUGACUAUAAAGACUAUGCUGGAAGAUUUGGGAAUGGAUGAUGAAGGUGAUGAUGACCCAGUCCCUCUUCCAAAUGUUAAUGCAGCCAUUUUAAAGAAGGUGAUUCAGUGGUGCACCCAUCACAAGGAUGAUCCACCUCCUCCUGAGGAUGAUGAGAACAAAGAAAAGAGAACAGAUGACAUCCCUGUGUGGGAUCAAGAGUUUCUGAAAGUAGACCAAGGAACACUUUUUGAACUUAUCCUGGCUGCAAAUUACUUGGACAUCAAAGGUUUGCUGGAUGUCACAUGCAAGACAGUGGCAAACAUGAUCAAGGGGAAGACUCCAGAAGAAAUUCGCAAGACAUUCAAUAUUAAGAAUGACUUCACUGAAGAGGAAGAAGCACAGGUGCGUAAAGAGAACCAGUGGUGUGAAGAGAAAUGAAGUAUUGUGCCUGACACUCAAACACUGUAAGGAUUGUUCCAAAUACUAGUUGCACUGCCCUGUUCAUAAUUGUUAAUAUUAGACAAAUGCAGCAGCAAAUGAAGUUGUGUUAGCAGGAUGUUGUUCCCUUUGCAUGUGUAGUGUUUUUUUGAGUACAGAUCUAGAUCUGAGUUUUUACUAGUGUAAUUGGAUGUCUUUUUACUUUGCAAUGAAUAAAACAGAACUAAGUGUGGAUUCUGUAUGGGAAGUAGCACUUAAGGUUAUAAUUUUCAUUACACUUUUAAACUGUUGAAGUCCAGUUACAGUGCUAAGGAUUGUUGUAAAUAAAAACAUCUAUGACUUCUUCCUCAAGAAGAGCAAAACACAUGUAUUUACAGGGUAUUGAUAACUUCAGAAAGAAAAACAAACCAGAAUCUGUCUUGGGGAACUAGAUAAUGUAAAAAAGUUACUGGAUUUCUUACAAAAACAUUGUGGAGAAAAAUUAAGUGUUACUUAAAGCUGUAUAAUUUUCAAGAUGGUUCUUGUCCUGCAUUUAAAAAAAAAUAAUUUGACCACUUUCCUGUCCUUUUAGUCUUGCCUUAUAGACUAGUGAAAAUGUGAUUUAGAACUAAACAAGCUUCUGACAGUUGAAUUUGAAUACUUCAGCCAUGUCUUGAAGAUCUGCCUCUAGGUGAUAGCAAAUAAAGUAUGUUGCUUUAUGCACA
This is a messenger RNA of Ficedula albicollis (Collared flycatcher), 1294 nucleotides long. It is a transcript of the gene SKP1, whose product is annotated as S-phase kinase-associated protein 1. The transcript has 6 exons. The record is from RefSeq and is a predicted model, not a curated record. Gene Ontology annotation, cellular component: nucleus; cytoplasm. The coding region runs from base 99 to 590 and encodes 163 amino acids. Gene Ontology annotation, biological process: SCF-dependent proteasomal ubiquitin-dependent protein catabolic process. Lineage: Eukaryota; Metazoa; Chordata; Aves; Passeriformes; Muscicapidae. Gene Ontology annotation, molecular function: cullin family protein binding.